AUGGACUUGGAUGAUGACGGGAGGUUAAAAAAUAUCUUCUGGGCAGACCCCCGUAGUAGAGUAGGCUACCAAUAUUUCACGGAUGUCGUAACUUUCGACACCACAUACUUGACAAACCGAUAUGGGAUGCCCUUUGCGCCAUUUGUUGGUGUAAACCACCAUGGACAGUCAAUUUUGUUGGGAGCUAGCUUGAUUUCCUCUGAGGAUACUAAGACCUUAUUGUGGUUAUUCCAAACAUGGUUGCAGUGCAUGGAUGGUAUAGCGCCUCAGGCUAUUAUCACUGACCAAGACAGAGCCAUAAAAAAUGCAAUUGCAAUUGUUUUCCCAGAAAGCCGACAUAGAUUUUGCCUGCGGCAUAUCCUGAAGAAAGUUCCUGAAAAGCUUGGCUAUUAUGGUUCUUACAAAAUUGGAAUGAAAACUGCACUGAUGAAAUGUGUGUAUGAUACCCAAACACCGGAAGAGUUUGAAAAAUAUUGGAAUCAGUUGAUUAGCAUGUACAACUUGCAUGAGAAUGUCUGGUUGCAGAGUUUAUACACUGAGUGUGAGCAUUGGACAAACUUAAAAGAGUUUGUCGAUCAGUAUGAUAAUGCCUUGAAAAGGAAGUUUGAGAAUGAAAAUUAUGCGAACUUCCAGUCAUUUAAUGUCACAAUUCCCUGCAUCUCUAGAUUUCUAAUUGAAAAGAGAUAUCAAGAUCUAUACACAAAUGCUAAAUUCAGGAAAGUUCAACACCAACUUACCGGCAUUAUCGACUUGGACCCAGUUUUACUUAAGGUGGAUGCUACAAUCAAGACCUAUCUGGUAGACGAUGAAGUUCGUCUCGAAGAUUUCACUAAGCUGGUUACACAUUCAGUGGAUUUUAGUGAGGACGAUGUAGUUGCCAAGUGUUCUUAUAGUUUAUUUGAAAUGAGAGGGAUGUGUGCCGACACAUCUUUGCCGUCUUAA
This is a messenger RNA of Juglans microcarpa x Juglans regia, 942 nucleotides long. Its product is annotated as protein FAR1-RELATED SEQUENCE 5-like. Bases 1 to 942 code for a protein of 313 amino acids. Lineage: Eukaryota; Viridiplantae; Streptophyta; Magnoliopsida; Fagales; Juglandaceae. The transcript is spliced from 2 exons. The record is from RefSeq and is a predicted model, not a curated record.